Messenger RNA from Microbotryum saponariae, 977 nucleotides. The record is from the annotation of a GenBank genome assembly. NCBI's taxonomy places the organism in Eukaryota, Fungi, Basidiomycota, Microbotryomycetes, Microbotryales, Microbotryaceae.
AUGCCACCGCCUACUCCGCGCCGUCGCACCCCGGCCAAGAAUGCCACCACGUCCAUCUUCACCUUCCAGGCCCCCUCGAUCCGUAUACCGACCUUCAACUCGCCAAUCAAGAGGCUCAAGAGCCCGACGGCGAACGAUCUCGACGGAGCCCAAACACGUGACGAGGCACGGCAAGCGCGUCUGCGAGGACCGGCUGGGUGAGAGCCCAUGACCCUGGAUGGGGAUGCGACAACGCAGCGAGACCCCUCGAGACUAUCGAACUGACCUUUCACUCCAAACCUUUGGCCGGACCGAUCAGGCAGACUUGGAAUAACCUCAACACGCUGUUGACGCGUGGACCGACGAAGCUACCGUCCUUUAGCGCGGUCCCCGGCGCCAACAGUCGAGCCGGGCGCGCCAAGAGUGCCACACCAGCGGGACCCAAGAACCCCAAGACACCCAAAAAGACGCCCAAGACGCCCUCGAAAGCCGAGUCGACCAAGAAGAGCGCGAGAAAGAGCUCCGUCGCCGCAAAGACCCGGGUCCUUCAACCAACUCCGCGUUCCGCGACGCGCUCCGCGGCCGCAACCACCGCCGCGCUCAAGACCAAGGCUGCUGUAACUGCGUCCGCAGGCCCCAAAUCGAAUCAGCGGAGAAACGGAAAGAGGAACGCGCUGCCAUCAUCCCCUCUUGGGAACCAUCGCUCGAACGAUGAAACUGAAGCCGGCCGUGAGGUCCAAGAGGUUGACGAACCUGCUCAAGUUGAAGCACCCCCACCGCCCGACCCGCCUCUGAUUGCUUCGACUUCCAAAGGCAAGACCAAUGCACCGCCAAAGCGAGUCCCAGCCAAGAAAGUAGCACAGGUCAAGGUAUCCCGCGCCGUGGCGAUACGACGAAGAAAACCCGCGGUCGAACCCGAACCCGAAGCUAACUCUGACGAUUCCGAGAUCAAGGUCGUCGAGCGACGCAUCAAGCCUAAAGCGCCGGCGAAGAAGUGA